Messenger RNA from Closterium sp. NIES-67, 2204 nucleotides. The record is from the annotation of a GenBank genome assembly. Lineage: Eukaryota; Viridiplantae; Streptophyta; Zygnematophyceae; Desmidiales; Closteriaceae.
CAGCAAGGCCAAGAUCAGACCCACAGAUCGCCUAGAUAAUACCGUUUCCAGACUUGCGAGUCGCUUCCUUGGCGUUCAGCUUCAGUCUCGGAGAGCCGUUAAUUCGCCUGAGAACGUGGACCUCUGGUUGCCUGGUUGCUACUAACGUAGCUUGGACAUUAGGUUAGGCUUUCAGUCGUAUCGAAGCUACGGUGGUUUUUCCGCUGACAGCGGCGUACAUCUGAGCGCAGGGUGUUUCUCCUUGUCGCACGGCUAUCGUCCGAUUCCGCUUGACGUAAUGGCCGAUUCAGUGACCUUCGGAUCCAUCAGCCAUGGCCAGAUGUCGUUUCACAAUUGGCUCAUUCAAUCGCGAUACGUCAACGGCGGCGACGACUUGCAGGGGAGGCGGAGGAAGGGCAAGGCGCGCAGCACCAAGGGGGAAGAGCACGACCCGCGCAACGCGCAGGCGCACUCCCAUGCCGUGAUCGCCUCCUCCCUCAUGCUGCCACCAGACGCACUGCCGCUGUCAGGCAAGCGCAAGGCGCGGCGGUGGGUGAACGAGCGGCUGCUCAAGGACAUGGCGGGGCCACUCACGGGGCCCGAUGUCACCUCGCUCUAUGCGCCGCCGCCCUGGGGCGAGAAGACGGAGCGGCCAGUGCUGGAGCGGCUGUCAGACGUGUCUCUAGCCACGCCCUUUGAGGCAUUUGUCUGCCAGCAGUACCUUGCAGGGGCCACCUUCAACAAGCUGCCAUCCCGCAAGGCCAAGGGGAAGAGCAAGCGAGAGCAAGAGCAGGCUGGCACUGGCGACCAGCAGUCGGUGGCAGCAGCAGGGGCGGCAGCGGUGGCGGCCUCGCAGGCAGCAUGGAAGAGGGUGCCUGAAGCGGCGAGAGGGGCCAUGAGGCGUGCAGCAGACUGGGCUGUGGUGGGGUCCGUUGAGUCACUGUUGGUCGCCUUCCUGCAGCCACCUGCUGCUGCUGCUGCUGCUGCUUCGUCUGCUGCUGCUGCCACGGUUGCUGCUGACGCCACCACUGCCACUGCUAGCAGCGCUGUGGGCACGGCUUGCAGUGGCAAUGGGGACAUCAACCCCAGCACCGCGGAUGGCAGCAGGGAGGGCAGCAGCACUGCUCCGUGCGCAGCAGGCCUCGCUGGGGGUGGUGGUGAGGAGGAGCAGGAGGGGCAGCAGGAGGUGCAGCAGCAGCCUCAGCAGGAGGGGGUGCAGCAGGAGCUGGAGGGUGGGGAGAGGGAGCAUGACGAGCAUGGAGGGCUGGGGAGUGUGUUGCCGGAUUGGUGUGUGCAGGCAGCAUGGGGCGACGUGGAGAGUGCCCUGGGGGCGCAUGGCGUGAAGGGGGGCGCUGCAGAGCGAGGGGUGUUGGUGUUCGCUGCAGAAGACGCCUUCCUCAGACUGCUGCUGCACGGCAUGUGCCAGUUCCACGGCAUGCGCUCGCUCUCUCUCCCCGCGCCCCACCUGCCCGCCCACCUCCUCCUCGCCUUCCCCCCCCACCUUGCACCCUCCACUCUCACCGUCGCCUGGCUCCCCCUCGCCCUGCCGUCUCUCCCACCCGCCACUGCCGCACCCGCUCAUCAUAACACCCCACAUCCUCAGCCUCAAAGUCUGGCAUCCCCUCCGUCUCAAGAUAGCAGCUCUGUCACAGCAGACCACUUCAUUCUGCCCUCCCACCACGUGCGCCUGCACCACAUACUGCCCGCCUGCCCACUGCCUGUUCGCACAUAGCAUAGCUUUCUCGAGCUCACUCGCGUGCGGAGAGCAUGAAUGAACCUCUCUCCACACUUGAAGCGCUCCACGGGGUGCUAGGCUGCUACCACUGUUCCUGGCAGCAUGCAGAAUUCUUUUCCUCCAGCGGAGAAAGCUGUCGGCCAAGCGGCAAAGAACCACGGCCUCCAGCGUCACGCUUGACAGAACCAAUCGCCUCCUCUGCUUCAACGCCUCUGCCUAUCCUUCGCGUCACCCUGACCUAACACGGACCUGGUUGUUUAACGAUAGUUAUUGCCGCCCUUAGUCACUCGUGUUUGUCAGGAUUGCGGUUCGCGGUACAGGGUGGAGAGAAGGCCUCUUCCUCCUGGCUCUCCGGCUGGACAGUCAGCGCUGCUGAGUGCUGAGCAAACAUUGUCUCGAUCCUGGGUAUAGUAGCACCAUCUGUGUUCCCAGUACGGAAUGUUUGGUUUGGUUAUUUAUGUAUGACCACUAAUAAAACUUGCUACAGAAG